Penicillium diatomitis is the source of this 822-nucleotide messenger RNA. RefSeq lists its product as uncharacterized. The record is from RefSeq and is a predicted model, not a curated record. The transcript is spliced from 2 exons. Bases 1 to 822 code for a protein of 273 amino acids. Lineage: Eukaryota; Fungi; Ascomycota; Eurotiomycetes; Eurotiales; Aspergillaceae.
AUGGCGCAUGGGGUCCGCUUGUUGUACGUCAGUGCAGCCUCGCCAUCAGCUCCCCAGAGUCAGACAGCCAGCCGGGUACCACCCCCGGCGUCUGGAAGCCAGGCGACACAGAUCACAGGUGCUACAGCUGGGCUGACCGCCUCCGCGACAGAGCAAAGCAAGGGUGGCGGUCCAAUCCGUGCCGCUGGAAGUCUGAGUGACAGCGUCGUCAGCAGUAACAGCAAUGACGAACCUGGAUCCAGUCGCGCUCGUCCAGAUUCAGGCGACCCUUCUCCUUCGGGGAGAACAGUAGAAGCACGACAAGCCGCACAGCAUCCCGUAAAAACAUCCCCUAAUGAUCCUUCCGGCUCAAACCCCACCAUAGAAACCCCCGACGCCGAGCAUUUGAAUCAGAAUGGCCCGUCAGCCGCGGAGAUUGCUGCUAUCAAGCGAAGGUGCGCAACCUCGCUACUGGCCGUGAUCCCGCGCAGCGUUGCACGAACUCUCUUCGGCGUUCAUGUUUCCCCAGGAUCUCAAAGUGCUCGUACCUGCGGCGACGGCGACACCGACACUAACACGGACAAUCAAAGCAAGAAGAAAACCUCAGAGAUUCUCUCUCCGACGCAGACGGACAAAGAUGACUCUGAAGAAGUGCAACUGUUGAAAGCUAUCGAGGAAGAUUGGUUGGAUAUCUUGUCCGACGAAUAUUGUAACAAACACCUGGUCUAUUCGAUUGUCGAGACAGUGCUUGCUAGACUUCUGCCCGAACUUACUGAGCGAAGUGUGGGAGAGAUUAUGGAGGAUCGGGGUAUUGCUUAUGUUCCUGGAAGUUCUGAUGCUUGA